Molecule: messenger RNA, 2433 nt
Organism: Exophiala dermatitidis NIH/UT8656
Lineage: Eukaryota; Fungi; Ascomycota; Eurotiomycetes; Chaetothyriales; Herpotrichiellaceae
Product: exonuclease
Exons: 1
Coding region: 1-2433 (810 amino acids)
Cellular component (GO): nucleus
Molecular function (GO): nucleic acid binding; exonuclease activity
Source: RefSeq, a predicted model, not a curated record
AUGGUGGUUGGGAGCAAACGGACAGCUGCAGACGCGGGUCUCUCCCCAGCGGGCUCGAAACCUGGGCAGCCUCAUCAGAACGCCAACGAUCUGUCCACGAGGCACUCGCCUCAGGCAAACCAUCCACGAUCUCUCGAGAUGCAGAAAGGAUCCGGGCAAGGCAAUAACUUGCAACCCGGACGCAAAGGUGAGGAUCAAGGGGAAUGGUCAGUGGCCGAAUCCAAGUCGUCACGAAAGAAGAGGCGUAAGAUCGAGCAAGACCAAGACCCGAAAAGUGAACCUAGCAUUGCUUUCCUUGACACCAAGCCUGCCAGAGUACAGCUUAAAGCGUUGCAAGAUCUUGUUCUGUAUGUUUUGGCCGAUGGGGUCGCACCGACGUGGCUGGCGGUGAAGAACGUCCGCCAAAUCGAGAAAGUCGUUGUCUUGAUGAUCCCUGGUCUAGACCGAGACUUGAUAGAAAAGUCCGACAUAUUAACCAAACCUACAAAUGAUGGGGGUAGUCACUCCGGAGCUGCAGGCGACCUGAACCCUAAAGUUGCAUUGAAUGGCCAGGACAGCACAGCAGAGGACAGUACCGGGCCAUCGACCACCUGCCCUCCAUCAGAAGAGACCAAUUCACCAGCGACAGGAGGAACCCCUUCACAACACGAAUUAACGCGCCGUCUACUCCAACAUGUCUUCGAAGUCAAGGCGCCCGGCGACUCUCGGGCGAACAGAGUGCACUCCCCUCUCCAAGGGAUGCUGAUCGCACCGCUGCGCGAAAAGGAUAAAUCAGAGGGCACAUACACCAACAAAUAUGAGAAGUACUUCCAGUCCAACCGGACUUCAAUAUCCGCCUUUGUUCACUCGGCCGAGGAGCUUCGAGAAGCCGAAUAUCCCGUCCAUCAAGCAGCAUUCACCGACCCCAAGGACGCGCAGCUCGAGAAAACAAGGAGAAAGCAGACAUUUCAAUCAAGCUCGGCGGGAUGGGUUGACACUGAUGUCUCGGUGUCGGAACCGAGCACAAACAGCAACACCUCUUCGCGAUCCGACGAUGACGCACUUACCCAAGGUCUCAAACCGUAUGCUGUUGACUGUGAAAUGGUGCUGACUGAAGACGACAAACACUCGUUGGCCCGCAUAUCGGUGGUGGACUGGCACGGCAAAACUGUCAUGGACAAGUACGUCAAGCCGGCCCUACCGAUCAAAAAUUACUUCACGCAGUACUCGGGCAUCACGCCGCAGCAUCUCGAAAACGUGACCACCACGCUUGAAGACAUCCAGAAGGAUCUAUUGGGGUUUCUCGGCAAGGAUUCAAUCCUGCUGGGACACUCGUUGGAAUCAGAUCUGAACGCCCUAAAACUGACGCACCCUUUCAUUGUCGACACGAGCAUCAUCUACCCGCACCCGCGAGGCCUGCCGCUACGGUCGUCCCUGAAGUUCUUGGCCAAUAAGUAUUUGAAACGUGAGAUCCAGAAGGCGGGCGCUGAUGGGCACGAUUCAGUCGAGGACGCCCGUGCGGUGCUCGAUCUCGUACGGCUGAAGUGUGAAAGGGGCCCGAAAUGGGGCACGCAGGAUGCCAAUGGUGAGAGCAUCUUCCGCCGAAUUGGUCGGUGUGUGCGUCCCGACGGGUCUGGGAAGUUGAGGCAGACGGCUAUUGUCGAGUACGGCACGCCUGAGAGAGGAUUUGGCAAGGACGCCACGUACAAGAUUGCUUGUAAUAGCGACGAUGAGAUUGUCCAAGGGAUCCUGCGUGCCGCCCACGGAGACGGAGUCGGGGACGGUACACUAGAGGUCAACGAAGAUGGAAAUGAUUCUCAACAGAAUCAGAAUACCGAUAUUGCCACAACAACGGCUCAGGAUCACAACGAAAUCAAGACCAGUACCACCACCGAUAAACCUUGCCAAGCAGCUCCAAAAAUCCCACCUGGUGGCGUCGACUUCAUCUGGGGCCGCUUCCGUGACCUCGAAGCCGUUCGAGGCUGGAACACCCCUCCGGCUCCGCCGGCACUUGACUCGAAGGACAACCAAAACGACAACAAGAACACAAACGACAUCUCUCACCACGAUGAGGCACCAACAACAACCACAAAUGAAGCUGACACCGGCACCAGCAUCGGCACUGGUGACAAAGACAAAGAGAAUUCAACCUCAACCUCGACUCCAACGUCGAGUGAUUCCGAUCCCCUGCACGUCGCCGCAACUAACACCCUCACCCGCCUUCGCAACUUAUUCGCCUACCUCCCACCACGCACUCUCCUCGUCGUCUACAGCGGCACCGCGGACAUGCGGCCCGUACUGGAAAUGCAGCAGCUACAUGCACAGUAUCGGCGCGAAUUCAAGGUGAAGAAAUGGGACGAGUUGAGCGUGCAGUGGACGGACGUGGAGGAGCAGAAGUUGCGGGGCGCGGUGGAACGGGCGAGAAGGGGGGUGGGCAUUCUUGCGAUUCGAUGA